AUGUUCCAAAUGAUCUACAUGGCAACCGUGGCUGGGAACACCCUCAUCGUGGUGCUCAUUGUGGCUGACCAGCACCUUCACACCCCCAUGUACUUCUUCCUGGGCAACUUGUCCUGUCUGGAGACCUGCUACACCUCAACCAUCCUGCCCAGGUUGCUGGCCAGUCUCCUGACUGGGGACAGAACCAUCUCAGUCAGUGGCUGCAUCAUACAAUUGCAUUUCUUUGGUUCUCUGGCAUGUACAGAAUGCUAUCUCCUAGCAGCAAUGUCUUAUGAUCGGUAUUUAGCGAUAUGUAAACCCCUGCACUAUUCAACUCUUAUGAAUAUCAGGUUUUGCCUCCAGUUGGCUGCUGGGUUAUGGUUAAUUGGUUGUUUGGCUACUGCCAUCUUUGUCUUAUUCCUAUCACAGUUAAUAUUCUGUGGCCCGAAUGAAAUUGACCAUUUCUAUUGUGAUGUCAUCCCACUGAUGGAACUCUCCUGCAGUGACACCCACCAGGUCAUAUUGCUGGAUUUCAUAUUAGUCUCUGUAUUCACCCUGUCUCCAUUCCUACUAACCAUGACAUCCCACGUGUGUAUCAUUGCAACCAUCCUGAGAAUCCCUUCCACCACCGGGAGGCAAAAAGCCUUUUCCACCUGCUCCUCUCACCUCAUUCUGUUGACAAUUUUCUAUGGAUCCAUAAUGAUUGUGUACCUGCUACCAAAAUAA
Molecule: messenger RNA, 705 nt
Organism: Emys orbicularis (European pond turtle)
Lineage: Eukaryota; Metazoa; Chordata; Testudines; Emydidae
Product: olfactory receptor 6B1-like
Exons: 1
Coding region: 1-705 (234 amino acids)
Biological process (GO): G protein-coupled receptor signaling pathway
Cellular component (GO): membrane
Molecular function (GO): olfactory receptor activity; G protein-coupled receptor activity; odorant binding
Source: RefSeq, a predicted model, not a curated record